GCGCCGCUGGCUACGCUUUGGCUGCUCCUGGCCGCUGCCUUCCUCGUGGCGCUGCUGGUGCGGGGGGGCGCGGGGCUGGGCGUCCUCGAUGGGCUGCUCCGCUACGGGAAGACCCGGAGCUGCUGCGGGCCGGGCCCGGCCUGGCUCCGCCUCGGCGCCGUGCCCAAGAGGUGGUUUACUCACUUCUAUGUGGUUUCUGUGACCUGGAAUGGCUUUUUGCUGCUCCUGCUUAUUCAAGCUUUGUUCCUAGAAAGGCCUUUCCCGGUUUGGCUUCGGGAUCUGCUCAGUGUUCUCAGUGGGUCUUCACAGAACCAGGGUUAUGAGCACCUGUCUGUCUUCUUGGUUCUCCUCCUGUUUUGGCUGCACAGUCUUCGAAGACUCACAGAGUGCAUCUGCAUCAGCGUGUUCUCCAAUAGCGUCAUGCAUAUUGUGCACUACUGCUUUGGACUUGCUUACUAUAUUGGCAUUGGAUUAACUGUGCUAUGUCAAGUACCAGUUAGUGUCAGGAAUGGGAAUAGCCUUUGGAUGCAAAUCCACUGGUAUCACAUCCUGGGAAUUACACUGUACAUUUGGGCUUCUAUUCAUCACAACAGAUGUCAUGUGAUUCUAGCUAAGCUUAGAAAAAAUAAAUCGGGAAACGUUGUAAGUUUGAAUCACAGUAUUCCUUUUGGAGACUGGUUUGAGAGGGUCUCCUGCCCGCACUAUUUUGCAGAACUCCUAAUAUACGUCUCCCUAGCCAUCACAUUUGGAUUUUACAACUUGACUUGGUGGCUUGUAGUGAUGUUUGUACUGUUUAAUCAGGCAUUGGCUGCCAUUUUGUGCCACGAGUUCUACCUGACCACAUUCAGCUCCUAUCCAAAGCAUCGAAAAGCAUUUAUACCAUUCCUCUUUUAAGAUAUUCAUUAAU
This is a messenger RNA of Gavialis gangeticus (Gharial), 907 nucleotides long. It is a transcript of the gene SRD5A3, whose product is annotated as steroid 5 alpha-reductase 3. The record is from RefSeq and is a predicted model, not a curated record. Gene Ontology annotation, biological process: polyprenol catabolic process; dolichol-linked oligosaccharide biosynthetic process. NCBI's taxonomy places the organism in Eukaryota, Metazoa, Chordata, Crocodylia, Gavialidae. The annotation marks the transcript as partial. The transcript has 5 exons. Gene Ontology annotation, molecular function: 3-oxo-5-alpha-steroid 4-dehydrogenase activity. Gene Ontology annotation, cellular component: endoplasmic reticulum.